AUGUCCAACACCAAGACUUACAAAGACGCGUUUGCGCUUUUCGACAAGAAAGGCACUGGGAAAAUCCCUAUUGAGCACUUGGGCGACUUGCUCCGGGCAGUAGGCCAGAACCCAACAUUGGCAGAAAUUGCCGAGUUGCAAGAAUCUGUAAAACUGAGCGACUUCGACUUUGAAACAUACCAAAACAUCAUCAACAGGCCCGACGGAUUCAAGCCUUUGGGACUCCCUGAAGAUUACAUCAAGGGCUUUCAAGUCUUUGACAAGGACCACACGGGGUACAUCGGCGUGGGUGAAUUGCGGUACAUUUUGACGUCGAUUGGCGAGAAGUUGAAUGACCUGGAAGUGGACGAAUUGUUGAAAGGUGUGAACGUCACGGCCGAUGGAAACGUGGACUAUGUUGAGUUUGUCAAAUCUAUUUUGGACCAGUAA
Molecule: messenger RNA, 429 nt
Organism: Metschnikowia bicuspidata var. bicuspidata NRRL YB-4993
Lineage: Eukaryota; Fungi; Ascomycota; Pichiomycetes; Serinales; Metschnikowiaceae
Gene: MLC1
Product: Mlc1p
Exons: 2
Coding region: 1-429 (142 amino acids)
Biological process (GO): mitotic actomyosin contractile ring assembly
Cellular component (GO): myosin II complex
Molecular function (GO): calcium ion binding
Source: RefSeq, a predicted model, not a curated record